Molecule: messenger RNA, 1146 nt
Organism: Phaeodactylum tricornutum CCAP 1055/1
Lineage: Eukaryota; Bacillariophyta; Bacillariophyceae; Surirellales; Neidiaceae
Exons: 3
Coding region: 1-1146 (381 amino acids)
Biological process (GO): regulation of DNA-templated transcription
Cellular component (GO): nucleus
Source: RefSeq, a predicted model, not a curated record
AUGGGCCCAACGAAAGGACUUCCGCCGUACGCAAGUGUGCUGGUGAAGCAUGGAUCGGUAGACAGUAGAGACAACGACGAAGAAAAGAGAUCAAAGCUCUUGCGUCAUCUUGGAAAUGGAUGUGAGGCUAUAAAUAGAGCCCCGGUUCAACCCGGACAGAAUAUUUCCUCCUACUCAAGCUUUCCUGGUGCUCCAAUGCCGACUCCUCUUCUGCAAACGAGCAAUUUUCCAUCGGGGUUUGGCAGUGAACUUCCUUUGCCCUCCGUUUUGCGAGCAAACGCUUCUCUCCACUCUCUUGGCUUUGGCUCCCCAACCAACGCAUCCAUGACAAGCACGGGUCAUCCUUUGAUUGGCCAAUCCAUGUUCUCGACGCCAAUACAUGGGUGCUUCUCCACAAGUGAUAGAGGAAACGACUCCUCGAGCACAUUAGCUAUUCUGUUGCCCGUUUCAGAAUCAAUGUCCGCGUCGAGUCUUGGAAUCGACAGCACACUUCUCCAGUGCGCUGACUAUGCGCGCAGCGCUGAUGACUUCCACCUAGAACAUCAAAUACAGUCAAUUACAGCUGCUUCUUUGUUAGAUUUAACACCCUCUCUUUCUCACCAAGAAUUUCAAACCUUCGUCGAGAUCUCCGAGAAUCAUAGCGCUAGUCGGCCCACGUCAAAUAGCAGACUCUUGAGCAAACGAGAUUCGAUCUUGUCUACAGAUAUCCAGAAAGAGAAGCGACAGAGGCCAUUUACAUGUGCCGACGCGAUUGCCCAUGCUGCUACCGAGAACACGGGAAUCGCAAUCCGUAGUCGACGAUUGUUUGAGCAGGUUCCCAAAACAGUAAAGCCUUGCAAGUGCAAGAACACGCACUGUCUGAAGCUGUAUUGCACCUGUUUUCAGAAGGGAUCAUUUUGCGAUCCAGACAUUUGCAAAUGCAUCGAUUGCUACAAUUUGAGGGAAUUCAACGAGACCGGGGGCAAGCGACAGGAAGCUGUUUCUGAAAUCUUGUUACGGCGCAUUGACGCCUUUGAAUCCCGUCCAAAGAAAAAGACUGGUGAAGGAUGUGCUUGCAAAAAGAAUCGGUGUAGCGCCGCAUGUGGCAAUAAUCGGUUCCCGGCGAUUGAAGACAAUCUAUCAAACGAAGAACCUCCCAGUCCAUAA